This is a messenger RNA of Peniophora sp. CBMAI 1063, 819 nucleotides long. NCBI's taxonomy places the organism in Eukaryota, Fungi, Basidiomycota, Agaricomycetes, Russulales, Peniophoraceae. The record is from the annotation of a GenBank genome assembly.
AUGCCGUUCAUGGGUGACUUCGUCGUCCUCAGCUUGAACCCAAUGCUUUCUGUCGCCCAUCUCGACGAUCUUGCCAGGAAAGAGGCGUCUGAACUGCGCGUCGGACGAUACAUCGCAUUUGUCUCCAGCGUGCAAGGCUUGCCUCUGAUAGAAAAACCAACCAAUCAAUUUAGCUUCAAACUCGUUCGCGACCAAUCCCGGCAUUCAGGCGUGUCUGCGGCGCCUGCUGACCUUGCUAUUCCCAUCGCGCCACAUACCAUGCCGAACCAACAAGAUCAACUUCGCGCUGUCGCUGACUUCCCUCAUCCAACCUGCGUACUUGAUACUGUCCUCGGAGAUAUAGAUCUGCGCGUGGCAAGCAUCGAGAGAGACUGCACACAGGUCCUGGCCACUCCAUCAUCCGAGCGUAUGCGUGUGAGAUGGUCACAGGAGGAUCUUAUGGAGAGCCUCUAUGCAGAUGAUACUCGCUGGUCUGAGAUCGAACAAUGUCUCCCUCCUCGAACGUCCUUGAAGAUUCUUUGGCACGAGUUUCCGAUACGUCCUCCGGCCACCAUGGAACGAGACUGCCCAGGGUGGGAGCCCAGUGGUGAAUCGACUGACUCUGACGAGAUAUCAGAUCUUUGCCAGGCCUUCGCAGACUUCCUGACUCACCCUGGUCAUCUGAAUAUCCCUGUGGUCGACGUCGAGUAUGAUCUCAGAACCGUUGACUCCGUUGCAGAUCCGAUGGAGUUCUUGCGUGAGCGCUGGGCACUCUAUGAGAUCGUUCGUAGAGCGACGGAACGGAUGCGAGCUGCCCAAGGCCUUGGUCCAAUCGGAUAA